This is a messenger RNA of Spinacia oleracea (spinach), 1773 nucleotides long. Its product is annotated as receptor-like protein 56. Bases 1 to 1773 code for a protein of 590 amino acids. The record is from RefSeq and is a predicted model, not a curated record. NCBI's taxonomy places the organism in Eukaryota, Viridiplantae, Streptophyta, Magnoliopsida, Caryophyllales, Amaranthaceae. Gene Ontology annotation, molecular function: protein binding. The transcript has 5 exons.
AUGGAUUAUGGGGGAGAAGAAGCAAGAUACUUGCAAUGGGUAUUAUUACUGCUUGCUCUGCUUCUUCAUUCUGUUCUUCUAGAAUGUUGUAUAGAAGAAGAGCGCCUUGCUUUACUCGAAAUACAAACCUAUAUGAAAUCGUUUGAUAAUGGCAUUGGAAAUGAACAACAAUGGUCGUUCGAUAGUGGAGGGAGAAAGGAUUGUUGCAAAUGGUCUGAGGUUAACUGCAAUAUCACCACUGGACGGGUUACUGAACUGAACCUCGGCUCGAAGGUUCAACAAAGAUUUCAACUUUGUGGCCUGUUUGGAAACAAGAAUUUCAUUUCAAAUGAUGGAAUUGGGCUAAAUGAUCUGUUUGGGAAACUAAACCUUGACCUUUCCAAUAAUAACCUAUAUGCGGAUCUCCCUUCUAAGUUUCUUGAAAACAACUACAACCUUAUUACUUUGUCCUUGGCAAACAACUCUUUUACAGGAGGCCUUCACUUACCUCAAUCCACGAUUUUUUCACUAAAUAUUUUUGAUAUCUCCAACAGCAAUUUUAGUGAUACGCUGCCUGAAAUUAUAGGCAAGGUGUACCCCAAUAUCAACCAUUUAAACUUUUCAGGAAACAACUUUGAAGGACAUAUUCCAAGUUCAAUAGUCAAAAUGCGAGGAAUAAGAAACAUGGAUUUAUCAAACAAUAACUUCUCAGGGAAAUUACCAAGAAGAAUGUUUAGUGAUUAUAAGUUCUUGGAGAUACUGGAUCUAUCAAACAACAAUUUAGAAGGGGAUAUAAUACCGGAGAACAUGAACCUUCCGAACUUGAAUUGGUUGAAGGCAAGCAAUAAUCGUUUUGGGGGGAUAAUCAGUACUUCCCUCCAAAUAAGUUCUCAAUUACAGUACUUGGAUAUAUCCAACAACAAUGUAAAUGGUCAACUUCCUUGGUGGAUUGGCAACUUUUCUUCUUUGGUGACGCUGUCAGUAUCACAAAUUAAACAAUUUGAAAGGCCAAAUUCCAAAGGAAAUUUGCAGAAUUGUAACAAUCUAACAGGGGAGAUACCAAGCUCUCUAUCAAAUUGUUCACAGUUAAAGAUCCUUGAUUUGAGGGACAACCAACUUUCAGGUGGCAUUCCUUUGUGGAUUGAUAAGCUUUCGAGCCUCACAAUAUUGUUGUUAGCAGGAAAUAAUCUAUAUGGUUCAAUCCCUCAACAACUUUGUCAGCUAAGAACCAAUUAUCUCUCCUACAUGGAUAAAAAUCUAGUUCUUAUGUCAGGGUUGGAUUUAUCAUGCAACAAGCUCACUGGGGAUAUUCCACCACAACUGGGUGAUUUAACGCAAAUCCAAUCGUUGAAUUUGUCGAACAACUUCUUAUCAGGAGCAAUUCCAAGUCGGUUUUCCAAAUUACAGCAAAUCGAAAGCUUAGACCUCUCCCACAACAACAUGAGUGGCACUAUACCUUUUCAGCUCGUGGAGCUUAACUUCUUAGAGAUAUUUAAUGUGUCGUACAAUAACUUAUCUGGCAGAGUGCCUGAGACAGGACAAUUUGCAAGCUUUGACGAGUUUAACUAUUUGAGUAAUCCAAGACUUUACGGGUAUUAUCAAGUGAAUGGAUUACAUAAUCCAAUUAGAGUAUUACCCCCUGGAAUUGCUACUGUUACUCAAGAAGGUGGAGAUCGUGCAGGAAUCGAGAUGGGAGAUUUUGUAGUGAGUUUUAGCAUAUCAACCCACGAUGGCGUAGAUCAAUGUUUGAGUAUGUUGAUUAUCAUAUUCUCAUGUGGUUUCCGUGGCCAUUGA